Molecule: messenger RNA, 3099 nt
Organism: Neoarthrinium moseri
Lineage: Eukaryota; Fungi; Ascomycota; Sordariomycetes; Amphisphaeriales; Apiosporaceae
Exons: 3
Coding region: 1-3099 (1032 amino acids)
Biological process (GO): mRNA catabolic process
Cellular component (GO): exosome (RNase complex); P-body
Molecular function (GO): 3'-5'-RNA exonuclease activity; RNA binding
Source: RefSeq, a predicted model, not a curated record
AUGUUGCGGGCCAGUCGCGCAUAUGUGUGCUGGCGAUGCGCUGCCCGUACGGCUGGCUCUCCUGGCCGGCUCCAGAGGUUAGAGCCCUCGGCUGGCCUGAGAAAUGCGCCGCCCUCCAAUCGAGCCCAAGGAGAAUCACACAGAGCUUUCGCGACGGUUCAUCAUGCAUCUGGCGAUGUGCCUGUAGCCGAAGGGGCCACUUCGUCCAAGGCUGCUGCUUAUUUGGCUACCGGAGGGAAGCCUCUGGGAAUCCGGCAGAAGCUGAAGAAGUGGGCAGACGAGAAUCCCUCGGAGUCAACGGCCAUGCUGACGGACCAUGCGUACGACGGAGAAGUAUCCAACAACUUCACGCGGCCGCAGAACAUCUCGAUGGCCCAAAUGGAUGUUAGCUCGCCCCUUUUCGAAGGCGACGAAUUGAGUGACUUGCGAUCUGAUGAGAUCCAAUUGCAAGCAGGAGAUCUUAUUGAGAUGAGCUCUGAUGCAUCGAGGCGACCGGUGCUUGCUGUUUGUCUGGGACGUUUCAACGGCUACGAGCACUUCUACACCAACAGUGGCAAGUGGUUUAGUGGUCUUGGUGUCAAGUCCCUUUUUGUAAUCCAUAAUUUCGCUGAGCCUGCAGAGCUCGAGCCUAUCAUCGCGGAAAUUCCCAUGAACGAGCUGUCCCUGGACACGAUCAAUGCGCUGAGGGACUUGGGCCACGAUCCCUCGCGAUCGGCUGGUGCUCCACUGUUGAAGAAGAUGAUAGAUUUCACCCAAGAGGCUGAAGCAGUUUACCAAACAUACGCCGGCACACUGGACGCGUCCAGUAUGUUCAUUGGAGACCCAGACAAGCACCGAUACCUUACACUAUACGAGAUUGCGGACCUUCUCCUGCCGUUUUCGAUCAAGAAGAACGGAAGGUUUAUCCCAGCAGCUCUAUACGCUGUUCACAGGUCUCUCCUCCUGGAUGAGGUCUUCUUCAGGCCGCUCAAACGCACAGGUCAUCGAAGGUCAUAUCUGUUCGAAGUCAGCCCCCUCUCAGAAGUCCGUACAGUUCAAAGAGUCGAGUAUCUUAUCCGAGACUACCUCGAAAUGCCUGGCUGGAAGCGCAAUAUACAACCGGUUGACGGUACGAACGUAACAGACUUCAUCGCGCACGCCCGCUCAGCCAUCGACCAGACCCGAUCCGUAAGGAAACUCUCACCACAUGGUAUCAUUGGUCCCUCGACUUCUAGUACGAAAUUGGCAGUGGAAUGGACAUCUACAGACAUUGAGAUGCUCAAGUUCAUGGAGCUUUGGGCCGCUUAUCAAAGGUUCCCUAACUAUUCCCGCCUUCAAUGCAUAGGAAGUACAAUACUUCGCUUGCUCAAACGAUACAACGAUAUGAGGCUUGAUAUGUCAGCUGGGUGGACUUUUCUUCAAGAAGUCGGCUGGAUAACUCCGUGGGAGAUACAAUCGAGGUACGGGAUCCGAUUUCCGGAUGUGGAGAUCAAGAAAGGAGGAGGCUUUGCCCGAAAGUUACCAGGAUUGACUAGCGGCCACCUGAAGCCCGACAUUCUGGCUGAUCAGCGCAAGCAAUGGAGGGGUUUGACUGCCUUCUGUAUUGACGCCACGUCCACGGUAGAUGUUGAUGAUGGCAUUUCCGUGGAACGCACUUCCAACCCGGAAGAAAAUUGGAUUCAUAUCCAUGUCGCAGAUCCGGCAUCAUCAAUCCUACCGGAUUCGCCUAUCGCGAAGUUUGCUGAGUUGAUACCGGAGACAGUAUAUCUCCAGGGUCAUUUCUCUCGCAUGCUACCGGCGGAUGUUGGUGUGGCCAACUUCUCUCUGGCUCCCGGCAAGCCGGCCAUGACGUUUAGUGCGCUGGUAAACAGGAGUGGUACUGUGUUGGAGCACAAAAUUACGCCCGGCAUAUUGCAGGAUGUGGUGUACAUGACUCCUGAAGCUGUCAACGAAGCACUUGGAGAGACCCGAGAGGACCCCACCGCAUCAGACGAGGAAAUGGUGGUUGGCGGCGAAUACACACCGUGGCCUGCCACAAGAAAAAUGACUGAGCCGCAAGAACUGACUGUGGAGCAGAGAGCUGACCUCGCUUUACUCUCAGAGCUCGGGAAGGCGGUUCAGCAGAAAAGACUGGACAAGGGCGCGACGCCUUUCUUUCAAGCACGCGCGACGCCAACAGUGUCGCUUGACGGCGUGACUCAAAAGGACGAUCCAAUGGGUUUCGUUACUGUUGCUGGCGAUCCCGUCAUCCGAAUCAACUACGCGGCGCGUACGGGCACGGACAUAGUAGAGAACACCAUGAAGCUUGCGGGUGAGAUAGCAGCGAAGUGGUGCCACGAACGAGGCAUCCCUAUCCCAUACCGCUCGCAACCACACGCCUCCCAAAACGAUGUUCUCAUCAAGCAAUAUAUGCAGGAUGUCUUGGUGCCUCUCUACGAGUCCGGAACAAGUCCUGAUGAUAGUCACUGGCGGCAUUACCGGGCUCUGCUCGGUGGCGAUGAACUUUCCACUGUCCCUGGGCCUCAUUUCCUCAUAGGGGCUGACAUGUACACCAAGGCGACCUCCCCACUCAGACGCUUUGGCGACCUCAUCGUUCACUGGCAGAUACAGGCGGCUCUGCUGGAGGAGAAGAGACGCGGCGAGUCCCUUCUAGGGAACAAGGGUGAAUCCUUCCUGCCCUUCACACGCAACCGGCUCGACAGGAUGUUGCCCAUGCUCCUCGUCCGUGAGAAGCAAGCGCGGCUCCUCAGCAACGGCAACGGUGCCGACCAGUGGAUGUUGCAGGCCCUGGUGCGCGCCUGGAAGUUCAACGAGGCUCAGCUGCCCGAGACCUUCCGCUUCACCGUCAACCACGUCGUUCCCAAGAGGAACAUCAUGGGCAACAUCAACUGGUUCAACCGCUCCGCCCUCCUGCGACCCAGCGCCCUGAACGACGUGGUGAGGAUGGCCGACGUGCGCGUCAAGGACGUCUUCGAGGUCAGGCUCAGCGACGUCAACGUGCAUUCCAACACCGUCCUGGUCGAGGCCGUUCGGCUGCUCGAGCGGACCGGCCCGACCGCGGAUGUCCCGGUCCCGGAGAGCCCCCUGGUGGAGGACACGCCUACGGCCGCUACGGUUUGA